Messenger RNA from Truncatella angustata, 1468 nucleotides. RefSeq lists its product as uncharacterized. The record is from RefSeq and is a predicted model, not a curated record. Bases 135 to 1337 code for a protein of 400 amino acids. NCBI's taxonomy places the organism in Eukaryota, Fungi, Ascomycota, Sordariomycetes, Amphisphaeriales, Sporocadaceae. The transcript has 4 exons.
AAGCAAGCAACCCACCGCGUUGAACUUGCAGGCGAUGCUGGCAAGGAACCCCACGUAGCUCGGUGUCCAAAAGUAGUCCUGUCGCAGAAAACGAAUCCCAUUUUUCUGAGGCACACAGCCAUCGCGAAGCAGCUAUGGCUGCGGCUGCUUCCACUUCUUCGUCCUCGUCAAGAACUCAUUCUUCGAGGUCCUACGCAUCUUCCGGUUUCAGCCAACUCCCUCCUUAUGCUCAAAACCUUGGAGCUCCGGUUGAUCACAAUUGGACUCCCAAUUCAGCCGUGUCAGAUCUGACCGACGAAUACUCGACCCCGCAAGGCCAACUUCGGCCGCUGGACCUGGGUCCUCCAGGAUUCCAGGCUACUUGUACCUUAUUCGAGGGGACAAGCGAUGAAAAGAUCAUAUACUUGGGGCCAUGGGAGGUGGUUGGCACUGAGCACCGGCGCAUUCUGUGGCAAGGCAGUUACCAGCUAGAACGUCUAGAGCACUUCUUACCUACCGCAUCAACCACAGAAACCUUUCCACACACACUCCACUCCAGACAUCGUCAAUUUUCCGACCCAAGCACACUCGAGCAAUAUGUCACUUUCCGUGAACGACAUCGCGUGAGAUAUACGAACGAGGAGGGCGUAGUGAUUCAUGACCAGCCCAUUGAGGUCAAGUAUGAGUUCACCACAAUCGAGGCGGCUCUUACCUUUCAGGGUGAUUUGAGGAGAAAGGAUCUUGUAGACUGUUUCGACGUCGAUGUAGUAUGGACAGAUACGCAAGGACGGACGGACGCUUUUGGCAAUGUCAAGGGCAUUGGCACGGUUCAGAGACUCAAGCUAUGGUCCGACAGACAUACCAUGUCGCAUUCAUUGUCGGUUUUUGCGAACCGCGCCGACCGUCGUCACAGGGAAUACCAAGUCGACCAGUUUGAGGGUGAGGUCAGGGGGCGGGAUGAUAGGCGCCGGUCCCUACGGUUGAAUGUCAGAGGCAGGCGUGGUAGUGCUCCAGACUCGGGGAGGCGCAUGUCCUUGAGCGCAGCAUUCCGUUCGCGCCGCGGAUCUUCGUCGUCUUCGUCGUCCCAAAGUUCGUUGGAUAUACGGUAUCUAGGGAUUCAAUUCAGCCGCACUGAAGACUACCGACGGUUCCUCGAUACCUGGGUCGUGGCGCAUAGCUCAGACAGCGAAUACCACGGCAUCACGUAUCCGGCAGAUGUUUUUGAGCUACCGUCCCCUCAGAUCGCUGCUUCUACUUCGUAUGAAGUCUCUUCACAGUCACUCUGGCAGGCGGAUCUCCCAUUCUUACCGGCACCAGCCGAAGAAGAAGAAGUGGAGGAGGACGAGUUAACGCCUUGAAGUUCAGUUACGAAACUUGCAAGCAAUCGCGGGAGAGAACUUGGGUCUACUACGUAUCGAGUGCGAUUGGCGACACAGAUUCCCUUAUCGGCUUACGAUGAUGAAAUUCUCAUACCACUGGAAAACUGGGA